AUCCGCAUGAGCAAGAAUGUUAUUUCCCAAAUCUACGUAGGAUUAUUGUGGAAAAGUGCAAGAGUUUGAAAUGGCUAUUCUCUGUCUCCACAAGUGGGCUCAACAAGGGAGUUGGUCAUCCAGGAAGUGUUUCCAAAAUUAUUUAUAAUAAUGUUUAUAAAUCUACCAAACCUUCAUAAAAUCUGCCCUGGAAUUGAUUUUCAGACAGUGGCGUCGCGUCAAGUAAAAGCCUGCCCCAAUAUCUCUUUAACUUCAACUGAUAAUAUGCUGGUUGAUAGAUAUUAUGAUUGGUUAGAAAAUUCCGAGAUUAACGAGGGCAAGUUUGGUGAAUAUGAUUUUAUUGACCAUGCUGUGGAGAGGGAAAUGGAAGCAUCAAAAAGAGUUCAAGGGAGAGACCGAUCAAGAGCGGAACAGAGCAACAUCUCACCAGAUCUGUUAAACAUUAAGGAAACAGCAGAGGCAAGUAAUGAAAUCAAUGAUUCAGAACAAACUAACAAACCAGCACCAUUUGCUGGUCCUUCACAAAUUGAAUCUCCACAAAGUGAAAGAGAACGUCAUUUGCUUUCUCAAGAUUCACAAUCAAAGUCAUCAGAUUCUUCCUCCAAUACAGCAUCUUCUCAAGAAACAGCGAAGCCAGCAAAUGCUCAUGAAGGUUCUAAAUCAGAUGAAGCUAUCAAACCAAAUCAAAUCAUGAUUCCAGAAUCAAGCAAGUCAUCGCCAACAGCAUUUGUUGUUCCUCCAGACAAAGAAUAUCCACAUGAUAAUUUGGUUUGCCAAGAGGGCAAGGGCAAGAAAAUCACAUUGGAUCAACAAGCACUUACGAAAACAGAAUCUGAUAUGCAUCCUGAUGAUUCACAAAAGAUUAUUGAAGCAAGUGUUACAGAAACAUCAAAUAAAAUUGCAAUGGCAAUUUCAUCAACUGCUACUGGAACAAGUUCAUCAUUAAUCCCUUGAAUUUCUACUCCCGAGAAGCUUCACAUAGAGCCAGAGAGCUCACAGUCAGACCUAUUUGAUACUUACAUUACUGAAACUGCACAAGAUGAAGUUCAGGUCACUGAAGCAGAGACUUGCAAGCCUUAUGUGUCUAAACAACUUGAAGAUGAUGAUCUAAUGAAAUUAUUCAAGAUAAUGGAGGAAGGUGCUGACAUGGAAGUUCACUUGCCUUCUGCAUCUAAAAUUGCUGCUCAUGAAGAUGAUGAUGCUCUUGCUAACUUAGAAGCCGUUAAAGAUGAGUUUGAAUGAAAUAGCUAACUCCGAAGAAAGCAGACUUUGCCUUGAGAAUUCUCUCAACAUCUUGUCCUCUCAUUAUUCUGAUGAUGGCCUUAAAGCUACAAUACACUCUUUGCAACAAGAAAUCCAAGCUAUUCUGUCUUCCUUCAAGCAAGCCAAUGAUACCAUUGACACAGUGACCAAGCUUGAACAAAAAGAAAGCUUAUGAAUGAACAAGGUUCGCAACGAAAAGAAGCAGCCAUGACUCUUUUAUCUGAAAUUCACGAGACCGAGAAUUCUAUGGUUGAGGCUCAAAAAAGGCUCAAAGAGUGUGAGAUCAAACUGUUAUCUCUUCAAGGGCAAAAGAAGAAGAGUGUUGCAGACACCAUUGAAUUUAUGAAGGAGUUGGAAGCAGUGAAGAAAGAAAGGUCUCACAUGAUGAAAGACCAAAUAAAAGCAAGGAAUGAACUAGAGAUUGUGGACACAAAAUGGUCUUCUUGUCUAGCCAAUUUGAAGAAAACCUCAUUGCCGCUAGGAGUUCAGCUUAAGCAUGAGCAAAAGCUUUGACUGUUGAAGACUUUUUUUAAGUGUCCUGAAAACACAUAAAAAAAAAAAAAUAAAACUCCAAGACCGUGUCAAAUUUGCUAGUUGGGUUGUUAUGUAUGUAUUUUAUGUUUUGUGUA
This is a messenger RNA of Prosopis cineraria, 1892 nucleotides long. RefSeq lists its product as uncharacterized. Bases 151 to 954 code for a protein of 267 amino acids. NCBI's taxonomy places the organism in Eukaryota, Viridiplantae, Streptophyta, Magnoliopsida, Fabales, Fabaceae. The transcript has 11 exons. The record is from RefSeq and is a predicted model, not a curated record.